Molecule: messenger RNA, 779 nt
Organism: Sorghum bicolor (sorghum)
Lineage: Eukaryota; Viridiplantae; Streptophyta; Magnoliopsida; Poales; Poaceae
Product: oleosin 1
Exons: 1
Coding region: 92-595 (167 amino acids)
Biological process (GO): lipid storage
Cellular component (GO): monolayer-surrounded lipid storage body; membrane
Source: RefSeq, a predicted model, not a curated record
CCGGCCUACUAGCUCCGUUCAGGAUCAUCUCUAGCCGCUAGUCCAUCAUCGCUAGCUGUGCCAAGCCAAAGCCAAAGCCAAGCCAGGUAGUAUGGCCACUGGUGGUCAUCAUGCGGACGACGCGCACCAUCAUCGUGGUGGAGGGAGAAGAAGCGACGCCGUCGGAGAGAACUACAUGAGGGGCCUCUACGGCGACGACGACUACAACGCCAGCCACUACGGCCAGCAGCAGUCAGCUGGCACGGCGGUGGCCAAGGCGCUAGCCUCGGCCACGGCGGCCUUCACCUUGCUGGUGCUGUCGGGGCUGGCGGUGACGGGCACAGUGCUGGCGCUCAUCGUGGCGACGCCGUUGCUGGUGAUCUUCAGCCCCGUGCUGGUGCCGGCGGCCAUCACGGUGGCGCUGCUCACGACAGGCUUCGUCUCGUCAGGAGGGUUCGGCGCCGCCGCGGUGGCUGUGCUGGCGUGGAUGUACCGCUACCUGCAGACGACGACCUCGUCGUCGGAUCAGCAGCAGCAUCAGCAUCAGCUGUCCGGCAAGGCGCACGACGUCAAGGACUGGGCGCAGCACCGCCUGGAGCAGGCACGCGCGCACUGAAUGGAAAAAAAAAAUGCCCAUACUGGAGCUAGCCUCGAGGUCUUAAUUAUACUGUCACUCACGUCAAUCGCACAUAUGCCGACAUGUUAUGUAAUCUUCGGUUGGCAGCAAAAAUAAAGAGCGAGUUCCUGUCGACCUCUAUAAUGAAUAAAUAAAUACAAUACUUUUAGAGUUUUUUUCGAAA